Galendromus occidentalis (western predatory mite) is the source of this 919-nucleotide messenger RNA. RefSeq lists its product as uncharacterized. Bases 112 to 528 code for a protein of 138 amino acids. NCBI's taxonomy places the organism in Eukaryota, Metazoa, Arthropoda, Arachnida, Mesostigmata, Phytoseiidae. The transcript has 2 exons. The record is from RefSeq and is a predicted model, not a curated record.
UCUGACCGAGCACCGCCAGCGCGCUUCGCCUGAGUGAAGAGGAAUUCCACUCUCUUCAUCUACUAGAUUUGUGCACUCGUUCGACGUUCCACGCAGCGGUCGUCUCGCUCAAUGGAAAUAGAGAUGGAUCCAGGCUCAAAAAUUAUCUCCAUAAAGUUCGGCAACUCUCUGCUGAACAAUCGCGACGCGAUCCGCAAAAUGACAGCUUCACAAAUGGAAUUGCCGAAGCAGGAGCGUAAGAAUACCAGUUUCGCUUCCGAGUGGCAGGAGUUCGUCGGAGAUUUCCCGCACGCGGAAACCUACCUGCAGCAGGAUUUCGUGGAUAGGGUUUUUCCCAGCUUCAAAGAGUGCGUACUCGCUAAGGAGCACACGGACACUGAGAGCGUUUCGGACGCCAGCUCUGACGACGGUAACUCGCUCUUCAGCGGCUGCCGAUCGCCAGUGUCGAAAGAAGAUGGCGACCUCGUGCCGAUAAUCAAGUUAAUGAAGCCUCGAUCGACUCGGCCGUCAGCCGAUUCUUCACAUUAAGGUCCGCUUCAUGGCUAACUUUCGCAUCGAGAGUAUUAUGUCGUCUUGUGCCAUACUUCAAUAAUUGAAGUGAUCAUGUUUCACACGAUUUCUGAUAUUAUCACGCCCCUGUCGACGAUUCAUGUACAUUUCAAGCCCACCUUGUGUAAAAAUCCAGAUCGUUAUGGUCAGAGGAGGAGAACUCAUGUGCAAAGCGAGAAUAUUGAUCGUCUCUUCCUUGAAACGAGGAGAUUUAUGUGAUCGGUCGACGAGAUAUUAUUCGAGCAACCAGAUGCACAAAUUAUAUUUUCUGUUCACGAAAAUCAUAUUUCAUCCAAGUUGCCAAAUAUUGUGAUUCAGAGAGAGAUGAUUUAGAAGAAUGUAUUUUGUCGAGUAAACACGCAUCGCAUUA